AUGCUUGCAUACACAAUCUCUUGGGCACUUCUAUGCCCAACACUCUCGGCUAUCUUCUUUGGAAUCACAUUGCAUACUUCGAAUCAGAACCGACGGUACUGGUUGUUACUACCUCUCAUCAUCUUUCCGAUCCUCUCACUUAACUCAGCAAGAGAUCUCGGACUACCAAUAGGCAUUCGAACGCUCUGGACUCAUGGCGUUCUGUUAUACAUGCUGCAUGCCACAUCAUUACUAUUCAUCGAAAAAUGGCCGUCACCAAUCCCUUCGAAUGGAUUAAGUUUAUGGCAUUUCAAAGUCUCUACCACGUUGAGACUAUGGACAAAUUUCCGCAUGAUCGAACGUCAAAAGCCCAGCCAGAAAACAAUCAAAUCUCAAAGCCGACUGGCAUUCAUUUUGCUCCAAACUCUCAAGCUCACUAUAUAUUACUACCUCCACAUAACCCUCAUCCCAACCUUCACGCAGGCAACUCUCGGCACGAUCGAAAGCAAAGACCUCGCCGUCUCGAAAUUUCAACUUUUCAACUUCACAACCCUCACACUCCGAGACUCAGCAAUCCGCACCUACUUCUCCCUCUACUGGAUCUGGGAAUCUUUCAUCCAUCUCGAUUCCUUCCACACGAUCUUCUCCAUCACAUCCGUGGCAACCGGCAUCGAUCAACCUUCGUCCUGCGCCACCCCUCUCUUCGGACACCCUCACCAAGCAACAAGUAUCCGAAACUUCUGGAGCAAAUUCUGGCAUCGACUCAUCGCAAGAUCUGGUUCGAAUUAUGGUCGACUCGUCGCAACAAAUAUCCUCAAACUCCAGCCUGGCAGUCAGAUCCAUGACCCCGUUGUGGCUUUCGUCGCGUUUGGAAUUUCCGGCCUCAUACAUUCGUUUGUCGCAUGGCAACAUCAUAGCAAGUCAUGGGAUCGAGACGUUUGGUGGUUUCUCGUCAACUUUGUUGUUGGAGGUUUGGAGAAGACGGUGAUGACUUGUGUGAGAGGUGUGGCGAAGCGAUUUGGGGUCUCGAGAGAGCUAAGAAGGCUCGAGGAGAGUUGGUUUGGAUGUCUGUUUGGCUAUGUAUGGGUGCUGGGGUUCUUUUGGUGGAGUGUGCCGUUUUGGCAGUAUCCGAGACUUGAAGAGCGGGCUUUGCGGCUUGAGUGGUGGAAUGGGUAUGCGGAGAGGUUGAGAGCGAUUAAGGAGAGGAGGGAAGCUGCUGCUUAG
Molecule: messenger RNA, 1203 nt
Organism: Pseudocercospora fijiensis CIRAD86
Lineage: Eukaryota; Fungi; Ascomycota; Dothideomycetes; Mycosphaerellales; Mycosphaerellaceae
Exons: 1
Coding region: 1-1203 (400 amino acids)
Biological process (GO): lipid metabolic process
Source: RefSeq, a predicted model, not a curated record